Messenger RNA from Phytophthora nicotianae INRA-310, 1285 nucleotides. RefSeq lists its product as hypothetical. Gene Ontology annotation, cellular component: membrane. Gene Ontology annotation, molecular function: transmembrane transporter activity. The record is from RefSeq and is a predicted model, not a curated record. The transcript has a single exon. The coding region runs from base 167 to 1162 and encodes 331 amino acids. Gene Ontology annotation, biological process: transmembrane transport. Lineage: Eukaryota; Oomycota; Peronosporomycetes; Peronosporales; Peronosporaceae.
UACUUGCGGUGCUGCUGGCAAAUCUUUGUGCGGUCUCAUUUAGCGUUUGUAUAAUCGUAACGCCGACAGCUCCCUGCCACCGACUCCGGCCGCCUGGAGCUUCUCCCCGGUCGUUCGAAUAUCUCGGCCAGUUCCAAAGUCUCCACUUCAAGUUCAGAACUGCAUUAUGAAGGAGGACACCAAGUUCCAGUUCAUCUGCUUCGGCUUCGGCCAGGCUAUCAUGCUGCUCAACGUGGCGUCGGGCAUUCUGUCGAAAUACCUGACGCUCGAGAAUGCCAGUCUUCCUACUCUGCAGAGCACGUGUCUGUACGUGAUGCUGGGGGUGGUCUACCUCACCGUCCGCUUCGUGCGCAAGACGCCGCUUGUCGGUGUACCCUGGUGGUUCUACGUCAUCCUAGCCGUCGUCGAUGUGGAGGGCAACUACUUCGCCGUCAAGGCUUACAAUUACGCUAACUAUGCGACGCUGAGUCUCAUCCUGAACAUGACGGUGCCGUUCGUGACCCUCUUCUGCUACCUGUUCCUCAAGACGCGCUACUCCAUCCGUCACUACGUAGGCGCAUUGAUCGCUCUAUGUGGCUCCAUCGUCAUCUUCGUGUCGGACUAUACGUCGUCUGCCAACGGAACCAGCAGUCGUGAGGUGCGUGGCGACAUGUACGCACUCAUCGCCGCCGCGUUCUACGCCACGUCCAACGUGAUGAUCCAAGCGGUGGUCAAGACGCGCAAUGUGGACUCGAACAUCGAAGUGCUGGGCUUUCUGGGCUUCUGGGCGUCGAUCGUGUCCAUUAUCCAAGUGUUGAUCCUCGAGCGCAGUCCCAUCGAGGCUGUCGACUUUACCGGUCGCGUAUACGGCUACAUGGCAGGCUACGUGUGUGUGCUCUUCGUCUUCUACACCAUUACGUCCGUCUUCUUGCGCUGGGCCGAGUCGCUCAUGUUUAACCUCAGUCUGCUCACGGGUCCGAUCUUCACUGUCGCCGUCUCCUACCUUAUCUUUGACGAAGCCGUCAACAAAUGGUACUGGCUGGCGCUGGCACUUGUGUAUAUUGGUCUCAUCUGCUACAGCACCACCCCGGCCCCCAAGGAGAACGUCAAAACCACUGAUGACAAAACCCCCACAGGCGACUACGGUGAGGCACUCACCCCCGACGCCACGCGCUACGCUUAACUUCGGUAAAACUCAAUGCAAUAUUCCUACUUUACAAGUAUUUGUCCUUGGGACAGCAACGUACGCUUUCAGAAGAGUUUUCGUUGAGAUAGUCGCUGCACAGAUUGUUGCUUUGCUUAUGAG